CGCUUGUUUUUUUUGCAGAAGACAACUUCACGCCAUGGCUACCAGCGACGUCAAUGAACCCAGCGCUUCGCUGAGGAUUGAUCACCUGCCCGAGACGGCCACGGAGAGCCAGCUUGCUGAGCUCUUUGGUGCCAUCGGUGACUUCAAGAGCAUCCACAUCAUCCGUGACUCCAUUUCGAACAAGCCGUUGGGUCACGGUUACGUCAAUUUCGAAGAUGUUGAUUCAGCCAUUGAAGCGAUCAAGGUGCUGGAUGGCAUGGAUCUCACUGGUGGGAACGAUGACAAGGGAAUCUCCCUCUCCUUCACCCCCUCCCAGCCCGCCUCGUCUGCUGCCAGCUCCGGCACUCUUUUUGUCAAGAACCUGGCCGAAGACGUGGACAAUAAGACCAUCUUUGAUACUUUUGCCAGCAUUGGUGCACCAUCCUCGGCCAAGGUGAUGACGACUGCCGAGGGCAAGAGCCGUGGCUUUGCAAUCGUGCACUACGAUGACCCGCAGUUGGCGCAGCGUGCUCUCGACGAACUAGAAGGUGUCGUCGUCAACGGCAAGAACAUUCGAUUGGAGCGUUAUCAAACGGGUGCACAGCUCAAGGAGGAGUCGCGCAAGCGCACCGUGUAUCUGGCCGGUCUGCCCCACGAAGUGACAGACAAGCAGCUCAUUGAUCUACUCUCACCUUUUGGCUCCGUCAUCUCCGUCAAGUUGUACCCCAAGGACAAGGAUCGCAACCCUGUCGCUUUUGUGACCAUGGAAGAUGAGCAGGCCGUUCUGCGUGCCGUCGAGAAGCUCAACGGCGGCUCUUUCGAGCGCCAGCGUAUCACCGUUGCCCAGCUCCAAGCUCGCAACCCUGCAACCCAAUCCAGCGGUCCCACCUCAGCACGCCAAGUCGAAGAGACCAAGGAUGCCACGCUGUAUGUGCGCAACAUCUAUGAAGAUGUUCAGGACAGCGACCUUUCAGAGGCAUUUGGCGUGUUUGGCCCGGUUUCGCGCGUCACAAUUCCUCGCUCUGCCAACGGUGACACGCGUGGCUUUGCCUUUGUGGUAUUUGAAAACCCUGAGGACCGUGCGCAUGCCUUGGCCGCUGGCAACAUGCUCGAGGUGGGCGGUGGCAAGGUGCAGUAUUCGGCCUACCGCACAAAGGAGGAGCUUCAGAAUAUGUCUUCCUUUGGCAUGCGUCCCAACGCCGGCGCUCCAGCCGCCAACCCGCAGUGUCCUCCCCGACAAGUGGGCCCAACUCUCCCAUGCACGGUGUACCUGUGCAUAUGCUGCCCUCGGGGCAGAUGCAGCAAGGACAUGGCCAACAGCACGGCCAACAGCACGGCCACGGCCAUGGCCACCACCGCCAGCAUCACCGGCAGGGUCACCACCAGCAAGGAAAUCAUCAUCAUCGCCAUCAUUCGCGGCACCACCAGAACCAAGGGCAACAGCAGCAGCAACAACAGCAGCAGCAGCAGCAGCAGCAGCAAGCUACGGAGCAGGCUGGUUCGAAGAAAGACGGCAAGACAGCGGCUUGAGUGUUUGACGUUGAAGAGCGUGCGCAAUUCGAAUGCGCACGCCUCCAAAAGCAGUUCAGGCUUGGAUUAAGCCACCUUCACUAAGUGGCCCCAGCUCUAAGCAUGUGUAGGAAGAGAAGGGGUGAGCGGACAAAUGCAUAGCACUCUCUGCCUCGCGUAUCAAGGACAGGUCAGAGGAAUGCAAGGUGUUUUCGCUCUCUGAGUGACUCGCAAUCAAACUUUGGGAUUGAUGACUGCUACUUCAAAGCUCAAUUCAAAAAACAAAAAC
Messenger RNA from Monosiga brevicollis MX1, 1777 nucleotides. RefSeq lists its product as uncharacterized. Lineage: Eukaryota; Choanoflagellata; Craspedida; Salpingoecidae. The coding region runs from base 35 to 1579 and encodes 514 amino acids. The transcript has 7 exons. Gene Ontology annotation, cellular component: ribonucleoprotein complex; nucleus; cytosol. Gene Ontology annotation, molecular function: mRNA 3'-UTR binding; poly(U) RNA binding; poly(A) binding. The record is from RefSeq and is a predicted model, not a curated record.